UAUUUGACAGAUGUGAAGCUCACAUGCUGAUGGUGUAAGUGUCAUAUUAAAGGAGAUCCUGAGUGGCGUUUCAGCCGUUAAGCUUUCAUUCACUUUACAGCCAAGCCACGACAGGCUGCGCGCUCGCCUGUCCCGAGAAUUUGCUUUUACUGCAAACAAGCUGGAUUCCCGGAGCUCUUCACCAUGUCUGGCAGGUUUUAGAUAUCCCAUGGAGCAAGCAAACCUCUACGAGGUCGCCCCACGGCCACUGAUGACCAGCCUUGUACAGAGUCAGCAAAACCCUUAUAUCUACAAAGACACCGCUGGAGACCUGAGCGAGAUCUGCGAGAACGAGAACUCCAUCGACAUCAGCGCCUACAUUGACCCCUCUGCCUUCAACGACGAGUUCCUGGCUGAUUUAUUCCACAACAGCUCCAAGCAGGAAAAGCUCAAACUGGCGAGCGGAGACUACGAUUACCCCCACGGUGCCAAUGGCACCACGGGGGCCCCGCAGAUGUAUGGCUGUCUGAACAGCUAUAUGGAUUCCUCCAAACUGGAACCCAUCUACGACAGCCAUGCUCGAAUGAGACCCGUGGCCAUCAAACAAGAGCCCCGGGAGGAAGAUGAGCUCAGCCACUCGAUGCCACCCACAUACCACCACUCUCAGCACCACGCGCCGCAUCUAUCCUACCUUCAGCACCAGAUCGCGCACUGCGCGCAAACCACAAUGCACCUCCAGCCGGGCCAUCCCACACCUCCGCCGACGCCCGUACCCAGCCCGCACCACCAACACAGCCACCUGCCGGGGGGCUCCAUGAAGAUGGGCGAUCGAGGGAAAUCCAAGAAACAUAUCGACAAGAGCAGCGUCGAGUAUCGCAUGAGGAGGGAGCGCAACAACGUAGCCGUGCGCAAGAGCCGGGACAAGGCGAAAAUGCGCAAUGUGGAGACGCAACAAAAAGUGAUCGAAUUGUCGACGGAUAACGAAAGACUGCGCAAGAGGGUGGAACACCUUACGCGAGAACUGGAGACGUUACGGGGCAUCUUCAGGCAGCUCCCAGACGGCUCGUUUGUCAAAGCCAUGGGUAACUGCGCCUAACGGAGCGGGCUGAACUUUUGAAGUAACUUUUGCGUGAUUUUUACGUCUGCUGGAUAAACGCUGACACAUUCUGAAAGUGUUUCUAUAGGAGCCAGGCAGCUGCGGUAUACAUGUGCCUUUUGUACAGAAAAGAGACAAAACAAACAGACAAAAACGAUAAGCUCAUCUUUUCAUAUAUUUGGACUAGCUUGUUGUAGGUGUAGUCUUGUUAGAUGUUAGCUACGCGAAAAAUAUCAGUGCAGCUAAUGGGCAUGAUUUCACCCUGUCAAUCUACAUUUUAUGUUAAGUUACCAGCUUUCCUACUUCCCCUUGCCCCAUUGGGUUACAUACAAACCUAAAGCGACAAAAACAAAAAAAACACAAACAAACAAACAAACAAAAA
Pimephales promelas (fathead minnow) is the source of this 1457-nucleotide messenger RNA. It is a transcript of the gene cebpa, whose product is annotated as CCAAT enhancer binding protein alpha. Gene Ontology annotation, molecular function: DNA-binding transcription factor activity, RNA polymerase II-specific; RNA polymerase II cis-regulatory region sequence-specific DNA binding. The record is from RefSeq and is a predicted model, not a curated record. Lineage: Eukaryota; Metazoa; Chordata; Actinopteri; Cypriniformes; Leuciscidae. Gene Ontology annotation, biological process: regulation of transcription by RNA polymerase II; DNA-templated transcription; myeloid cell differentiation.